AUGCCGAACUAUGUCAAGUUCUUAAAAGACAUUUUGACGAAGAAAAGGAGGUUGGGGGAGUUUGAAACUGUAGCUCUUACCGAAGGAUGCAGCGCCAUGUUGAAAAGUAAGAUUCCACCGAAGUUGAAGGAUCCGGGUAGUUUUACAAUCCCUUGUUCUAUUGGGGGGCGGGAUGUUGGAAGAGCUUUAUGUGAUUUGGGUGCAAGCAUCAACCUCAUGCCUAUGUCGAUCUUUAAGAAGUUGGGUAUUGGUGAAGCACGUCCUACAACUGUUACAUUGCAACUUGCUGACAGGUCCAUGGCCCAUCCGGAAGGAAAAAUAGAAGAUGUUCUAGUACAGGUUGACAAGUUCAUUUUUCCAGCUGAUUUCAUCAUCCUAGACUAUGAAGCUGAUAGAGAUGUGCCUAUUAUCUUGGGUUGA
Molecule: messenger RNA, 420 nt
Organism: Cannabis sativa
Lineage: Eukaryota; Viridiplantae; Streptophyta; Magnoliopsida; Rosales; Cannabaceae
Exons: 1
Coding region: 1-420 (139 amino acids)
Source: RefSeq, a predicted model, not a curated record